Leptinotarsa decemlineata (Colorado potato beetle) is the source of this 871-nucleotide messenger RNA. RefSeq lists its product as uncharacterized. The record is from RefSeq and is a predicted model, not a curated record. Lineage: Eukaryota; Metazoa; Arthropoda; Insecta; Coleoptera; Chrysomelidae.
AUGCUAAUAGAACNAGGUUUGGCGUCUGGCCCUUGUGCUAAUGGCAUUGGAAGAUGUUGCCUGUUCCAAGGGACGUGCGGCGACACAUCUUCAAACAACAACACCUAUUUUUUCAAUAGCGGAUACCCCAAUACGGCUAACACAGCGGCUCAAUGUAUAUUUACAAUAAUUCCAGAAUCCCGGAAUAUAUGUCAGAUAAGACUGGAUUUUCUGAGUUUGGUAUUAGCCCAACCCGACGGAAAUGGCAACUGUGUAGACGAUUCGAUGAUAAUAACUGGCGCUGCAUCUGUCGUUCCAGUGAUUUGCGGUGAAAAUUCCGGGCAACAUAUAUAUUUGACUGUUGAUGGUACCAAUCCAAUUCAAAUCGUCAUCUCCACAGGAACUACUGUGACUUUAGGAAGAAGUUGGAACAUCAAAGUUACUCAAAUCGAUUGUGACUGUCCAACGUUAGCUCCAAUAGGAUGUCUUCAGUAUUACACAGAAUUGACUAAUACCGUCAAUAGUUUCAAUUAUGGCAAUGGUUUGAAUGGGAACCUAGUAACACAAGCCGAUGGUACAAUUGUUGCAGGAACUAGACAAAUCGCCAAUCAAAGAUAUGGUAUUUGUGUUGGAAUGACACCAGGUGAGACAACUAACACAGGUUGAACAUCAUAAAAUCUUCAGAAAUGAUCACCAGAUCUUCAGAGUACUUUUAUCGAUCUCCAAAUGACAUUUCCAACCCAUCAUUCCCUUUUAUAGAUAAUUUCAGCUUCAAAUCACGAUCAGAACUAAAGGAUUCUGUUUGACAACACGAAAGUCAUUGCCCCUAACCAGGAAUACCAUAGCCGACUGAUACGAGAGACAAUAAAGAUCCACGAACACAGGGAUAAUU